CGGACACGAGAAAAAUAGCUUAAAAAUUGUAAAACCGGAAGGUGUUCGAAAGCAAAAAGGAGAGGGGAGAUGGAAGAAGAGAAAGCGGCAGCUUACUACGACGAGCUGACUCGUAAGGGCCAAGGCGCUGCCCGUUUCAAACAGGGCCUCGGCUUCUCCUCUAACGACGCCGUUUCUUCCCAUACUAACAAGCUCUCAUUUGUUAAAGCAGGAGCUUCUUCCACAGGCCCUGACAACAACAACAACAACACGUCUCAAUCUCAAUUGGAUAAAGAAGCUCAGCUCAAGUCAAUUCAGCAAAAACUCUCUAAAUCAAAAUCCAAUCAUUCAUCAGAGAGAGAUCGAGAUAGGGAGAGAGAUAGAGAGAGGGAGAGACGUCGUAGUCGGAGUCCGAGGAGAGAUCACCGGAGUAGAGAUAGGGAGAGAGAUAGAGAUAGAGACAGAGACAGAGAGAGGGAGAGAGAUAGAGACAGAGGGAGAGAUAGAGAGAGGGAGAGAGAUAGAGAUAGAGAUAGGGAGAGAGAUAGAGAGAGGGAGAGGGAGAGGGAUACUGGCAAGGAAAGAGAUAGAGAGAGGAGGAAGAGGAGUUUAUCGCCUCGCGAUAAGAGGAAAUCAAACAAGGAUGGAAUUGAUUAUGCUAAACUUAUUCAUGGUUACGAAAAAAUGUAUCCAUCAGCACUGAUAAAAACCAUUAUAUUUUGGCAACAGUCCCCUGCUGAGAGAGUCAAGGAGAAGAUGAAGCUUCAGCUAUCUGAAACUGCUAAAAAGGAUGCAACAAAUGGCAAGGGUCCCGGAUGGGAACGCUUUGAUUUUGACAAGGAUGCACCUCUUGAUGAUGAGGAGAUCGAAGCUGCAGAUGAUGACAAGGAGUUGGUUAAGCACAUAGGUCAAAGCUUUCGAUUCUCCACAGUUGAGACAAAAAAUGAGGAAAAACUCAAGGCCGCUCAUGAUGAGGCCAUGUUUGGAGCUCCGACUUUUGCACCAGCAGUCGGUACAGACACUGAGGUGGAAGAGGAGGAAGACAAAAGGGAAAACCCUGUGAGUCUUAUAAGUGACCAGGUUCUGGCCAUGCAACAAGGUUCUUGGAGAGAUCGUGCUCGUAAAGCUUGAGUGGACUAGUAUGUAGCUAGUCUGAUGUCUCUGCACUGGAUUGAUAAAUUGAUUAGGAAGGAGUUCAAAAGGUCCAAUUAACCUGAUUAGCCCCCUUGCCUACCAUGUAAUUGUAGUUUUGUUUAAUAGCAGCAGGUGACUAGUGUCUUACUGAAUUUGUAUAAUAAUUUUAAAAUUUUGACCAGAAAGCAGAAGGCACGUAUAUUAAUAUAUUUUUUUUCUGAAACA
Molecule: messenger RNA, 1338 nt
Organism: Daucus carota subsp. sativus
Lineage: Eukaryota; Viridiplantae; Streptophyta; Magnoliopsida; Apiales; Apiaceae
Exons: 6
Coding region: 70-1110 (346 amino acids)
Biological process (GO): alternative mRNA splicing, via spliceosome
Cellular component (GO): cytoplasm; nucleus
Source: RefSeq, a predicted model, not a curated record